UGGAGUGGAUCAUAUAUUUAAAGUUUAAACGUCGAGUAAUUUAUUUUAAUUAAUUUUGUUGGUCAAUCAAUCGGACACACAAGACAAAUCAAAAUUGAAAAUCUGCCACACACGUCUGAGCGGACAUUGAACCCUAAUUUCGUCGAUUCAGUUUCAUUUCAGCAUCUCUCUUUUCCCUCAAGCUAUCAAAUUCAAUCUCCUUCUCGAACCAAUCCUCUCAAUCUCCCCCCCUCACACAAAGCCGAUUUAUAUCUGUCGCGCCGGUUCCCGUUCGCCGAUCCGCCGCCUUUUCUCUCGUUGAAGGUUUUGGAAUCAGAAACAGAGAUAUGUCUCCUGCAUCUAGAAAGUCCAAGGACAAAAAGUCUGGGAAGGAACCCCCUAAGACCCCUUCAAAGUCUUUGAACCAGGCAAAUCUUAAUGGUGGGACCCUGACCAGUGGAUACAAUCCAAUUUUGGGAACAUUUCAUGCUCUGGACUCUGUACCUGGUUCUUCUGCCUCUUCACUUCAUGCCAACGGCCGCUUCAAAAACAUAGACGAGACGGAUGAUCAAAGUAGCAACUCGUUUGGCAACGGCGGGGAGUAUGAUUCUGUCUCGAACAAUGGUAGCUGGUCUGGUGAGUCAGAGGACCACAAAGAAAAAACAUCUCACCCUCCUACCCCCAAACAAGAAACAGUGUCUGGUGCUGAUAAUGACAAACGCGAAAAAAUCCGUCAAAAGAAUGAAAAAAAACAUCAACGUCAAAAGGAGAGACGGGCCCAAGAACUGCACGAAAAGUGCAGCGGGUAUUUAAUGUCAAGAAAGUUGGAAUCGCUUGCUCAACAGCUUGUGGCAAUGGGAUUCUCUUCAGAACGAGCAACAAUGGCUCUCAUUCUGAAUGAAGGAAGAGUAGAGGAAUCAGUGGCGUGGCUGUUUGAAGAAGGUGAAGAAGCAGAUAACAAUAAGCACAAAGAACACAAAAUUGACGGUGGUGGAGGUAAUUUGAAAAUUGAUAUAUCCGAAGAGCUUUCUCGUAUUACAGACAUUGAGAGUAGGUAUAAAUGUUCCAAGCAGGAGGUUGAGAGAGCCGUAGUUGCCUGUGAAGGUGAUCUCAAUAAGGCUGAAGAAACUCUUCGGGCGCAAAAGCAGGAUACCACAAAUAGUGUGCAAUCAAAACCAGAUGAAACCAGUAAACUCCCAUUGACCACUAGUAAUCAGAUAUCAACAAUUCUAUCUGCAAAACCAGGUCCAUCGGUCUCUAUACAGCAGCGUAAGGAUGAAAAAAUACUGAAUACUUCUAUAGAUCCAGCAGGCAAAAGUAUACAACAAUCAUCAAAGGGAAUCCAACCAAAAACAGAAUGGGUCAAGCCGGCACCACCAUCAAUCACUCCUUCUCCUGAUAAGCGAUGGCCAAGUGCAAUAAUAUCAAACACAUCUUCAUAUAAUUCUUUAACUACUUCACAAACCCCGCCUCCUCCAUCAGUGAUGGUGACUACUGAACCUCAUAGAUACAUAGCUGUUGGGAAUGAACUGAAGAACCUACAGUUAGGAAGCAUUAAAGAACCGGUUAUAGUAAUGCAACGACCACAGCAACAGUCCAAUAAUGCAAAGCAACAGGGGGUUCCACCAUCAACCAUAGUAAGCUCAUCACCUCCUGGUGGAGGGGGGUGGUACCUACAUGGUGUUGAACCUAUGAAGCCCGAUGGGAUGGUGACACAUGUUCCAGGCAUGAGAAACCCUACCCAUGACAGUUUCAGUACAUCAAACCAAUUAUUAUACAGUCAUCAUCAUUAUCUCCCGCAACAGUAUCAAAAUGUGUCAAGUAAUGGGGGCCCACAUGAAUCCCCAGGAAUUAGCAGCAGGGGAAACAGUAUAUGGAGUAGUAGAACUGGUGGUAGUACAUUUCAGCCUCAUACAGUUGCUGCAGCUUCCUCCCUUGGGCUCUUCUCUGGGUUAGGCAGCCACAGCCCAUUAGGUCCGCCUUCUCCUCAUGUGGACUGGAACAGUGGGUUUUCAGUGCCGCAUCUGGAUUACAACACCAUAGACUGGAGUCUGGGUUCUAAUUUAUCAUCAUCAGCUCCGUCGGGAGGCCUGUGGUCGAAAAUGAACCCACCCAUGCAAAACAACCACCACCACCACCAUACAUUUCCACCGGGAAGGGUUGCAAUGGGACCCAUUUUGUCUGAUGGCAUUUCAAUUCCUACCAGGUUGCAGGAAGGGAUGGGUUCGGCCGUGGAAACAUCUGCUGGUGGGGUGUCGCGUGAGUGGACUUCUCCUUUCGAAGAGAAGGAUCUUUUUAGUUUGCCCCGACAAUUUGUUUCCUCUCCUUCCUUAUAGGGAUAUAGGGGUGGGGGAUAAGUUUGAUGGUUGAAUAAAAGGAAAAAGAAAGAGACAUUAAGAUGUGCUUGGAUUUGGUGUUGGCGUUGUUUGAUCAUAUAUGAAUAUGCUUUUCCCCUUGUUAAUGGUUGUCUGAUCAAUUCUAGUGCAAUAUGCUCUUUCAAAAAUUCUUUGCUUAUCUUC
Cuscuta europaea is the source of this 2498-nucleotide messenger RNA. The record is from the annotation of a GenBank genome assembly. NCBI's taxonomy places the organism in Eukaryota, Viridiplantae, Streptophyta, Magnoliopsida, Solanales, Convolvulaceae.